Messenger RNA from Pocillopora verrucosa, 4340 nucleotides. RefSeq names its product inversin. Gene Ontology annotation, molecular function: protein binding. Lineage: Eukaryota; Metazoa; Cnidaria; Anthozoa; Scleractinia; Pocilloporidae. The record is from RefSeq and is a predicted model, not a curated record.
AUCUGUAAACAUUUUUUGACACUUCUUUCGAAGAUUUUUUUCUAGAAGGACAGCGUUUCCUUGAUCAAUCCGAACUCAUUAAUUUUUUAGAGAUUUAUAGUACGGUAAUGUUUAAUUUGACGUUCAUGUUGCCAUGGCGUGCAAUCUAAUCAAAGCGAUUGCUGUGAAUUAGCGGUGAACCCCAACAAUUUGAAUUCUGUAUUGAACAUGUGUUUUGAUGAUCGAUCACGGAAUAACUCGUACCCAAAGAAGAGAACUAUGCUGUUCGUUUUCCUGAGACUGCACCAAUGACUUCAAAUGAAAGCGAUGAUGAAAAUCUGGCACUAAACUCUGAAAGUCAUGUUCAGUCUGGUUCAUCACAAGAUGGUGUUUUGCCAACCCCUUUGCAUGCUGCUGCUGUGAAUGGAAACAAGUCUCUUCUUCAAAGGCUACUGCAAGAAGAGGAAAGAAGUCUUAUCAAUAAUGGAGACCAGUUUGGCCGCACUCCUCUGGUCUACAGUGUUUUGGGAGACAGACUUGACUGUGCAGAGCUGUUGUUGAAAGCUGGAGGCAAUGUUGGUUCUUGUGAUAUGGAUGGUAGAACACCACUUCACUGGGCUGCAUACCAGGGAAAUGUGAAGUGUGUAAAACUACUGCUGUCUAAAGGAGCAAAUUGGAAAGUAAAAGACAACAAAGGAAGAACUCCACUCCAUUUUGCCACAAGCCAUCAAUCACCCAAGUGCUUAAGCAUCUUACUGAAGCGAGUCCCUAAGGGCGAAGCAGAUGAACCAGAUAAUGAUGAGAUGACAUCUCUUCACUGGAGUGUGUCUUAUGGGAAUGCUGAGCAUGUCAAGCUAUUGCUAAAGGCAGGAUGCUCUGUGACCGUUACUGACUUGGAAAAGAGGACACCUCUUCACUGGGCAAUAACAAAUCCAGAUCCUGCUGUUGUGAAACUCAUUUUGGAAGCAAACUCGGAUAUCAUCAACCAUCAGGACAAUGAAGGAAGGACUGCUCUGCAUCUUGCUGUGGCAGAGCAGAAUGAGGCAGCUGUUAAGGUGUUGCUGGCUCUUGACAAGUGUAAAGUGUCAGCCCAAGACAACAUGAGCCGGUCACCUCUACACUGGGCAGCGGUGUUAGGCAACUCUCAGUUAGUGAAAAUGCUACUGGAGAGAAAUGCGGAUUUCACUGCUGCAGACAGCAAUGGGGCUACUGCUCUUCAUUACGUGGCUCAGAGCAAUUAUUGUGAAACGGUCAAAGUGUUCCUGUCUUUCGACAAAGUCAACGAUAUUCCUGAUAAUGAAGGAAGAACUGCUCUCAUGUGGGCUGCAGGGAAAGGAAGUGAAAGUGCUUUAAAGACAAUGUUAGAACAUAACCUAGACGUGCACGCCAAAGACAAAUUGGGAGGAACAGCGCUGCAUUCGGCUGCCUACUCUGGUCACGUGAACUGUGUCAAGCUGCUGAUCCAAUUUGGAGCCUGCGUUGAUGCACUGGACAUGCUUCAGCACACACCCAUAUUUCGCGCAUGCGAGAUGGGACACACUGAAGUUGUCAACAAUUUGAUUCUGCAUGGUGCCACUGUCAACUUGGAAGAUCAAGAUGGUCGUACACUGCUUCACUGGGCGGCUCUCGGGGGUCAUGCACCCAUAUGUAACGCUCUGAUAGAGCAGAGUGUGCCCUCGGACACUAAAGAUCACUUGGGUCGUACUCCGCUGCAGUGCGCCGCUCAUGGAGGAUUCGUGAAGUUUAUGACGGUGUUAAUGGAGCAUGGUGCCGAAGUUGAUCACCAAGACAACGACGGAAUUACUGCGCUGCACUGGAGCUGUGCAUCCGGGCAUUUGGAUGCUGUCAAGCUGUUGCUAAGAUACAAGGCCUUCCCUAACUUCAAAGAGUCGAACGCUGACAGGUUGACUCCCCUCGACUAUGCCAUUAUUGGUGACCACCAGGAUGUAGCGCAGUAUAUGAUCGAACAAGGAGCUUUGACUAUUAACGGAAUCCAGGACAUUGCUGCCACGACAGUUCAGAAGUGUUGGCGUGGUUACACUGUCCGCAAGGCAUUUCAAGACAAGAAAAAUUUGUUUUUGAGACACGAGCAGUUGAAAGGGCAGAAACGAGCAAGUGCUGCAAGGACUGGGGACAUAUUUGGAAACCAGUCUCCUUACAGCGUAUCCCCUGGUAGUGCAUCUCCAAGAGAUUUCACGAAAACUGACGCCUUUGACAAUGAACGACAUUUACAAGUUUUCACUGAAGACUUUCCUGAGGAAAAUAUGGAAGAAGCACUGCCGCCGUUUACUGAAGAAAGAAGACAUUCACAAAAUGAAAGUACCAGUAAAGAUAAACUAUUACCAGACAAUACUUGUCCACGAGAUUAUACAGAAAGACAUGUCACUAAUGUACUGCAAGAAGCAAAAGUGGAUGAAAGUUGGUCUUCCUCGGAAAGUCCAUCAUCAGGACGGAAAUCCGAAGACAGAUUUCAUUUUAAGAAUGAUGCCGAGAUGGUGAGAGUGGUUUCGUCGUUAUUGUUGGAAGAAGACUUCGAAUUAGACGAAGGAUUUUCGUUCGCAAAUGAGGGUGAAAAUACUGUGCGUAGAGUUAAUGUCACGAAAAAUGAUCCGCCUCGUUUGGCGCCAGCAAAAAAGUUACACAGCGGUAUUUCAAAAGCAGAGCUUGCGCGGAGGGAGCGCGAACGGCUUCAUUUAAUACGCUCGAAAGUGAACGCAGCGGUAUUGAUUCAACGUUGGUUUAGAAAAUGGAUCUCGAUGAGGCGUGAACGUUUCGAACGCGAUGUGAUAUUAUCGGAGGUAAAAAAUGAACAGGAAGAACUCAACAAGGAAGUCGCCGCGCUUACAAUUCAACUGGCGUGGAGGAAACAUUAUAGACUCGAGUUUGAGAAAAUCUCCACUGGAACUAAACAGCAGAAAUCGAAAAAACCGCCCUUUUUGAGUUCCGCUUCGUGUAAACAGAAACAAAAUGGAAUACACAUAUACGGGCGCCCUCUUCGAAAAGUUCCGUCCAUGAACGGCUUUAAUUCUCGCAACGCUUUCAAACGAAAGCCUGGGUCCACAAAACAUGAUUCUACCUCUCCAGCCGCCAUGUCAUAUAACAUGGCGAUGGACUUGUAUCAUCCCUUGGGGUCGAGGCAAGGCAACAGUCGUGCUGCCAUAGUUACAUCUAGCACCAGAGUGAGGCCUGGGAGCAUGAAGAGAACUGUUAAUGGCUGGACUCAUAAUAUUGGGUUUUUAUCCAGAAUCAGUGGACACAAAACAGGAUCAAAGGAUCCGAAAACGUAGCAGAUGUUGCUUUCCUGAUCUUGGUAUUAUUUCAUGGAGGGGUGUUUUGUAAAAGCCGAUUACCGCUGGUUUACCGCCGCCCACAAGACCUCUUACCGCCGUCUGUUGAGCUUGCGAUCAGGCUCUCGUGUUUGGGUUUCACCCUAAGUCCCCUCUCUGGGGCAGCUGCCUAUUACAUAAUCGGCAGCCGCUCAUGGAAAACGUUAUAGGAACCCCCGUACUUUCCACUGGCUCCCUGUUAGUUUCUGCAUCUCUUCGCGUUUUAGUUUCUAACGUAAAUCUUACCGAAGCUUCGUGAGUGCCUGGUAGAAGUGAGCAACACCAUGUGAUUUUAGAAUUUUUUUCGCUGUGCAAAACUACUCACAGCUCGGAUAAAAUAAAAAAAUACCUGUCUAGUUAGGUUGAAAAACGAAAAAGAGGCAAUGAUAAACAAUGAAGGAUGGCCAGGGAUGGAGGAAUGGAAGAUGCACGUGAAUCAGUGCCAAGAGAUGGAUAAAUCGUUCCAUAGCUCAUCGUUAAAGAACAUCACUGAGAUAUUACAUAUUAUUAAGUUGCAUGUAAUGACAACCAUAACAUAAAAUAUCCUUGCAUUUUUUAUGUUGGUAAACGAAUUAAAAACGAUAUAAAUACUAUAUAAAUACUGUAUACAAGAUAAAUUUAGAAAGGCUUGCUCCAAUAUGGCGGCGAUGACGUGAAAGCUAACGCCGCAUUUCCACAAAUGUCACAAACAUUAACGAGUUCAUCCAUGUUUGUUUUCAUUGUAAGCACUUAAAAGUAUUAUCUGCCAUUAUGCACAUUCUAAAAAAGUGAUGUAUACAAUUUUAUGACAUAAACGAUGACGUUAGUUGUCUUUAUUUAAACUUAAUCCCUGUACUGUGUCAGUAUUCUCUGUCCUACUUUCCUGCACGCACUUGUUAUUUAUCAGUGGAGACUGAUGUUGUGGGCGCCAUAUGCAAUGUAUGUAGCACACAUGGACCUUGUAAUAAUCUACGCUCCCAGACAACUGGUUGAAACACUUCUCCAGAACAACGCCGGGCUAUGACGUAAACUAGGUUGUGAUUAUUCAACAUGGUA